AUGGCUGCCUGCAAAGUUGCUCUGGCUGAUUAUCGAAGGAUACAUCUCAGGGCAGUUGGGCUCAAGAAAGGGAUGUUCUUCAAUCCUGACCCUUAUCUUAAGAUGUCCAUUCAGCCAGGGAAGAAGAGCAGUUUCCCUACGUGUGCCCACCACGGCCAGGAGAGAAGGUCCACUAUCAUCAGCAACACCACCAAUCCCAUUUGGCACAGAGAGAAAUACUCCUUUUUUGCACUUUUAACUGAUGUCUUAGAAAUCGAAAUUAAAGACAAAUUUGCCAAGAGCCGCCCUAUCAUCAAACGUUUCCUGGGGAAGCUAACCAUUCCGGUGCAGAGGCUGCUGGAGCGGCAAGCCAUCGGGUAA
Peromyscus eremicus (cactus mouse) is the source of this 360-nucleotide messenger RNA. RefSeq names its product E3 ubiquitin-protein ligase HECW2-like. The transcript has 3 exons. Lineage: Eukaryota; Metazoa; Chordata; Mammalia; Rodentia; Cricetidae. Bases 1 to 360 code for a protein of 119 amino acids. The record is from RefSeq and is a predicted model, not a curated record.